This is a messenger RNA of Penicillium canariense, 738 nucleotides long. Its product is annotated as ribosome assembly factor MRT4. The record is from RefSeq and is a predicted model, not a curated record. Gene Ontology annotation, biological process: ribosomal large subunit assembly; ribosomal large subunit biogenesis; nuclear-transcribed mRNA catabolic process. Bases 1 to 738 code for a protein of 245 amino acids. The transcript is spliced from 2 exons. Gene Ontology annotation, molecular function: RNA binding. NCBI's taxonomy places the organism in Eukaryota, Fungi, Ascomycota, Eurotiomycetes, Eurotiales, Aspergillaceae. Gene Ontology annotation, cellular component: preribosome, large subunit precursor; nucleolus.
AUGCCUCGUUCCAAGCGUGCGCGCAUUGUCCACGAGUCCAAGACCGUCAAGAAGGACCACAAGGAGCAGACCCGCCGUCUGUACGCCAAUAUCCGGGAAUGUCUCGAGGAAUAUGAUCACCUGUUUCUCUUUUCGGUGGACAACAUGCGGAACACCUACCUGAAGGAUGUGCGCGCCGAGUUUGGAGACAGCCGUCUCUUCUUCGGCAAGACCAAAGUCAUGGCCGUCGCCCUUGGCACCACCCCCGAAAACGAAGCCGCUGAGAACCUGCACCGCCUUUCGUCUUACCUGACAGGUGCUGUCGGUCUGCUUUUCACCUCUCGCCCCGCCGAAUCCGUCACCGAGUACUUUGAGAACUUCCGCCCCUCAGACUUUGCCCGUGCUGGCACCGUGGCCACCCGCUCUUUUAGCCUCCCUAAUGGCCUGGUCUGUGCUAGCGGCGGCGAGAUCCCAGCCGAGCAGGACGAGCCUGUUAGCCACACUAUCGAGCCUGCACUGCGCAAGCUGGGCGUUCCCACUCGUUUGGUAAAGGGCAAGGUCAUGCUCGAACUGACCGAGGGCCAGAAGGGCUUCCCUAUCUGCCGGGAGGGCGAGACACUUGACUCCCGGCAAACUACCCUUCUCAAGAUGUUCGGUGUGACUUCUUCCGAGUUCAAGGUCGAUCUGAAGGCCCAGUGGUCGCGGGAAACCGGGGAGAUCAAGAUCCUGGAGCAGGGUGGCAUGGACACUGAUGCAUAG